CUGGACCAGGGCGCAGAAGGAGGCGAGAACGACAGCUGGAAUCUGCCGAAGACCACAAAAGAAUUGCCGUCUGAAAUUCUUUCGGGCAUAAACGUCGCCAUAGCGCAAGCGCAUGAGACGCAGAGAGGUGCUAUGGCGGACACCAUCAGCAGGACGUUGCAAGAGGAGAUCCGUCGAGGAUUUAUGGAGCUGAUGGGUGCCAUAACGGAGGCAAUGACGCCCCUGCGCCAGAAGGGAGAAUUGAUCCAUGAUCUGGACUGGGAGAAUGUUCCAAAUGGCAGAGAAGGCGGUCCGGCGGCUCCAGAAUGGCGAAGACAGAGUACCGGCACCAGACCCAAAGGUUCCGUGGAACAACAGGAGCAUAUUCCACAAGCGCCUCCGAGGAAGCCGGAGAGACUGAGCCUAAAUUGGUCCCGCAGGGUGGAAGAUGGCGAUCUGGAGACGAGACCGAGAGGACUGGAACGGGAACCAGCAGGAGAAAGCGGAGCUCGGCGAUUCACGACGCCCUACGAGAGGCGAGACUAGUG
Messenger RNA from Drosophila subobscura, 527 nucleotides. RefSeq lists its product as uncharacterized. The transcript has 2 exons. The record is from RefSeq and is a predicted model, not a curated record. Lineage: Eukaryota; Metazoa; Arthropoda; Insecta; Diptera; Drosophilidae. Bases 133 to 525 code for a protein of 130 amino acids.